Molecule: messenger RNA, 1356 nt
Organism: Phytophthora infestans T30-4
Lineage: Eukaryota; Oomycota; Peronosporomycetes; Peronosporales; Peronosporaceae
Product: phenylalanine-4-hydroxylase, henna-like protein
Exons: 9
Coding region: 211-1335 (374 amino acids)
Biological process (GO): L-phenylalanine biosynthetic process
Molecular function (GO): oxidoreductase activity, acting on paired donors, with incorporation or reduction of molecular oxygen, reduced pteridine as one donor, and incorporation of one atom of oxygen; prephenate dehydratase activity; iron ion binding
Source: RefSeq, a predicted model, not a curated record
CAGCUAGACGCUCAAGUUUCUAUUGCUCAAAUUUCACAGAUCCGUCCUACCAAUGCCCGCGCUCCACUCGUGGCUUCACUGCUGCAGAAUGGGGUGCGGUGCUUCAGUGCGCCCCGCGAAAACAAUAAAACGUCCAUCCUGUUGCAGGUGGAGGACGGCCCGGGCGCAUUGCAGGAGACGCUUAAGUUCUUCUGGAAGCACGACGUCAACAUGACACGCAUCGAGUCGCGUCCCGCCAAGGGCCACAACAUGAACUACAGCUUCUUCAUCGACUUCGAGGGAAAGAGCGGUCAAAACAAGGUGGAUGAUCUCAUGACCGACCUCGAGAAGAAUUGCCUUGAUGUUAUGGUGCUCAACGACAAGAAGGUACCGUGGUUCCCGCGUAAGAUAAACGAGCUGGACCGCUCGGUGGCCAACAUCCUGGACGCUGGAACCGACCUGGAGUCGGACCACCCGGGCUUCAGUGACCAAGAGUACCGUAGACGUCGCAACAUGUUCGCAGAGAUCGCUCAGAACUACCGUCAAGGAGACCCCAUUCCUCGUCUCGACUACACGCAAGAUGAGAUCAAUACAUGGGGAGUCAUCUAUAAGCGCAUGAAGGAAAUGUGGAAGCAACAUGCAUGCGAUGAGUUCAACUACAUUAUCCCGCUUCUCGAGAGCAACUGCGGCUACGCCGAGGACAACAUCCCGCAACAAGAGGACAUUUCCAACUUCCUCAAGGAGUGCACUGGCUUCACUCUUCGCCCGGUCGGUGGCCUACUUUCGUCUCGUGAUUUCCUGAAUGGACUUGCGUUCCGUGUGUUCUUCUCGACGCAGUACAUUCGCCACCACUCGAUGCCGCUGUACACACCGGAGCCGGACAUUUGCCACGAGCUGAUGGGUCACGCCCCAAUGUUUGCUGACCCCGACUUUGCGGACUUCUCCCACGAAGUUGGGCUUGCCUCCCUUGGGGCAUCAGAUGAAGAAAUCGAGCGUCUUGCCACGUGCUACUGGUUCUCUGUGGAGUUCGGAAUCACAAAGCAGCGUGGAGAAUACAAGGCCUACGGAGCUGGACUGCUGUCAAGCUUCGGCGAGAUGGAGUACGCCUGCGCAGCAGACCGUCCUGCGGGCAGUGACAUGCCCGAGUACCGGCCUUGGGACCCGUUCUCGGCCUGUAAGCAGAAAUACCCCAUCACAACCUACCAACCCGUUUAUUAUGUCGCUGACAGCUUGUUCGACGCGAAGGAGAAGAUGCGUGGGUUCUGCGAAGAUUUAAAGAAGCCGUUCCAGGCUCGUUACGACCCGUACUCUCAGACGAUAUCGAUCGACCGUGCUGUUCAACGCCAGGAACUCUAAUUGCAAUUUUUCAAUCUAUUG